This is a messenger RNA of Nicotiana attenuata, 987 nucleotides long. RefSeq lists its product as uncharacterized. NCBI's taxonomy places the organism in Eukaryota, Viridiplantae, Streptophyta, Magnoliopsida, Solanales, Solanaceae. The record is from RefSeq and is a predicted model, not a curated record. The transcript is spliced from 2 exons. Bases 1 to 987 code for a protein of 328 amino acids.
AUGGAGCCUAAACAGAAGAAGAAAUUUCUUGACAAAUAUAGAAGAAGAUUAGGUAUGGAAGCUGCAAUCUCUAAUGUAAAUGCCAAAAUUUGGUUAUUUUUUGAUUCUGUUGUGGAAUGGGAUCUCUUGAUUGACACUGAGCAACAAAUGACCAUGAGAGUGUAUCAUCAGGAUCUUGGUAAAUACAUUAUGAUGACAUUUGUAUAUGCUAAGUGCAGUGCAUUAGAGAGGCUGGAAUUAUGGGACAAUCUAUACUAUUUGGCUAGUGAUAUGGAGCUGCCAGGGCUAGUAGGGGGUGAUUUCAAUGUAGUGUUGGGAGAGGAAGAGAAGAUAGGUGGCCUACCAGUGCACCCUCCAGAGUAUGAAGAUUUUGCAUUCUGUGUCAACUCUUGUGGCUUGUUUGAUCUUGGCUACAAGGGUAGCCCUUUCACAUGGUGGAAUGGGAGGCCAAAUGAAGAGUGUAUCUUUAAAAGACUUGACAGAAUCCUUGUGAACAUGCCCUUUCAAUCCUUAUUUCCUACAAUAGAGGUUGAGCACCUCAGUAGAACAGGAUCUGAUCAUGCACCACUUUUGAUGAGCUGUGGAGAGGAAGCUAUGAAAUUUAAAUUGAAGAGGGUUAAGAUUGCUCUUUCAAAAUGGAGUAAAUUAACCUAUGGGGAUAUCUUCAAGCAGCUAGCUAUCAGGGAGGAUGUGGUAAGGAUUAAGGAGAUGCUUUUUGAAGAAGAUCCUUCAAUAGAGAAUAGAAUAGUACUUCAACAAGCUCAAGCUGAGUUGAAGAAGUACUUGAGCAUUGAGGAGCAAUAUUGGAAACAAAAGGCAGGUAUGACUUGGUUUGAAGAAGGAGACAGAAAUACAAGGUUCUCCCAUAAUUGUGUCAAUGGGAAGAGGCAAAAGUUACAAUUAAAAAGGAUCCAGAAUAGUGAUGGCUCAUGGAUUGAAGAUCAAGACAAGUUAUCUGAGGCUGCAGUGGAGUUUUUCCAGAAGUAA